AUGUUGAUGCUGGCCCUGCUCUUUGUGGCAGCCUAUUCUUCCAUUCCUGCCGAGGCAGAAGUGUUGCAAGACUUUAAAAACUGCCUCGGGUUCUUCCUGGACAAGACUCCCCCAGAUGCGUCCCUGACGCCCUCCAACCCUGCCAGGAUCUGCCAGUUUUACAAGAACAUCUACCGUUACGCCACCAUGUACGACACAGAGAAACGCAUUCCCAUAUACUCCGCUUACAAGUGCAAACCUGGCAAGGGUCAGAGGUAUAACGGCUGGAUGAUAGAGCCCCAGCUUGUAGACCUGGCUUUAGGGAGAAGCAUGGAAGACGAGCGUGAAACCAACAUCGCUGCUUCAGGCGUUGCAAAGAACCAGGCCACAUUCAAAGAUUACGCUCAAGCCUUAAACACCGAAAAGGGGCACCUGAACCCCGUUUGCCACCAACCGGACGAAGACAGCCGAGCGGCCACCUCCACCUUGACCAACAUUGUGCCCCAGUUUAGCAAACUCAACGAAGACGCUUGGGCCACCUAUGAAGACAGUGUCAAGAAAGAGGCUCAGGUCUGCAAGGACUUGUACGUCAUUGUAGGAGCUGUGCCUGGGGAUGAGUACAUAGCCGAUGGCAGGGUCAACGUGCCCAGCCACAUCUGGUCCGCAGCCUGCUGCCUGCGUGAGAAGAACCGCAGAAACGCAUGGGGCGCCAUCGCGAAGAACAACGAGAACAUUGUCAAGCAAUACAACUUGGAGAAACUGAAGAAGGAGCUUGCUCUACUCUAUGGGAAGGAAAAGAUCGAUCCUUUCAACAAUGGAUGUAAAUAA
This is a messenger RNA of Anolis sagrei ordinatus, 807 nucleotides long. Its product is annotated as endonuclease domain-containing 1 protein-like. Gene Ontology annotation, molecular function: hydrolase activity; metal ion binding; nucleic acid binding. Lineage: Eukaryota; Metazoa; Chordata; Lepidosauria; Squamata; Anolidae. The record is from RefSeq and is a predicted model, not a curated record.